AUGAAAAUAUGCGGGACAUGUAGUAGUGAAUCCGAAAGCGUCUGGAUGAACGAGGGCUGGGAUCGAUUGGGAAGCUGGCGCAGAGGGCCGUGUGCGACUGAAAUGGCUGGCAGAGGCCAAGUCCGACGCGGUAAACAAAACCGGAGGGGCGUGCUCUCUCGCUCUUUUUCGCUGUUGACGCACAUGACCCCCAAACACAACAACACAUCGAAAAUCGUUCUUUCUUGCGAAACAACAACGCAGAGGGGCCCGCGAGUUUCUUGUUUAGACGCUCAGAUUCCUGGGUACCCGUGAUGCAAAAGUGUUCAAUGGGCGCAAACAGCAAAAUCCAUACUCAUCGGUGCAAAAGUUACGAAAAUUAUGAACUCGGAAGCUUUUUUGUGUCAAGAGUGGAUAUAGUUGCUUAUUCCGAAAAUUCAAUUUUUGAAUUGUUAUUCAAGCUUUGAGAUGUGAAAAAAGUCGAAAUUUUCAAGUAAAAAAAAAAACGGUCAACGGAAACUGUGGGAAAAAAAACAUUAAAAUCGCUUUAUUAGUUUUUUAAAAGCGCAAAACACGUAUAUUUACAUUAAAAACUUCAACUUCACAAAAAUAAAAUUGACGCCGUUUUUAAAAUGAUUCCGUGAAAUAGAAAACUGCCGUAAGGGAAAGAAAAAGGUGACUAACUUUUGAAGUGUCCGAAAAGAUAAUAAUGAACUUUGUAGAGAGCACUUUGAACAUGACUCUAUAUAUUUCUCUAACGAGAAAUAAUUCAACAAAAAAAACAGGAAUGAAAAAAAAUGACGUUUCUGAAAAAGAUACGUCAUUUAGGCGUGAAAUAAAAUGUAUCUGCUGACACAGUGUUUACACUUUGCGUACUUUUUCAAUACUGUAACGCUGUCGUUGGAAAAAAUUCAAACUUUUUUUCCGAAAACUUUGGACUUUGCCUCAAAAAAAAAACAUGUACGCUCCGAAGGAAACAACAAUAGUGAUGAUUGAUCACCUAAUCUAUCACAGCAAAGCGUUCAAACAAAACAUUUCGCACUUAAACAUUCUUUCGGCGGGAAAAAAAACAUCUGAAUGAUUUCAGAUGGAGGAAUCGUGGAACUGUCGAAGCGCCGAGAACAGAACAAAAAGGCUGCCGCCAGAUAUCGUGACAAGCAAAAAUCAAGGUUCAUCCAGCUCAGAGUUUAAUUAAAUCAAUGAAAUUUUCCAGAUGGCAGAAGCUUCUCGAUUCGCGUCAAUUCGAACAGGCGCGAAACUUGAAGUUGAAGAAGCUCGUGGCUGAUUUGGAAAAGCAGACCGCGGCGAUGCGAGAGAAGCUUCUAGGAGAGCUUCACCGUGCUUCCUCCAAUGAAAAAAAGAACUGA
Caenorhabditis auriculariae is the source of this 1346-nucleotide messenger RNA. The record is from the annotation of a GenBank genome assembly. NCBI's taxonomy places the organism in Eukaryota, Metazoa, Nematoda, Chromadorea, Rhabditida, Rhabditidae.